UUGUACAGACCCGGUUCCUGACUAGAAGUGGGGUCCAAACUCGGUGCCUCAUGUGGGGGUGGUGUGGUCCUGGACUUUGCCAUCACGAAAUGAAGACCGUUGUUGUUGUGUGCAGCCAUGGCAGAGCAACAACAGCGAUCAAGGCUGUCAGAAUACAUGCGUGUCAAUGAGAAAAUAGGUGGGAUUGCACCGCGCCUGUUCACAAUCUGCAGGGCUUUCUUAUAUGCAUUUCAUCAUUCGCUACUCUCUGUCUGGCCCUUCCUUCCCACAGGCAGGCCUCGUGGCCAAACUCGCUCACUGUCGCCAACCGCUAUACCGGCCGCCGCAACAACUCUACUAGCCCUGGUAUCAUGCUUCAAGGAAAAUAAUAAUAAUAAAAAGAAGUUUUACAAGCGAGAGAGAGAGAGAAAGAGAGAUCUGGUAGAUACAAGGAUGGGGACAAAUCGUUUUCUGGUGAGCCUACGCCCCUUCAGCUGGACAGUCGUACAGAAAUGCGAAGACGGAAAGUGAAAAAUAAAGAUCUCUUCGAAAAAAAAAAGAAUAUGAUGACAGAAGUGCCGAGAAUCUUGAUGGUGAUUAUGACGAUAUGCAAUGGUGUGAAAUGUAUGGCCGC
Microdochium trichocladiopsis is the source of this 613-nucleotide messenger RNA. RefSeq lists its product as uncharacterized. NCBI's taxonomy places the organism in Eukaryota, Fungi, Ascomycota, Sordariomycetes, Xylariales, Microdochiaceae. The transcript has a single exon. Bases 118 to 510 code for a protein of 130 amino acids. The record is from RefSeq and is a predicted model, not a curated record.